AUGAGCUCUGCUCUCCGCAAGGAGCUGUUGGACGCGCUCCGUGCGCGUUUCGCGCCGCUGAUACGCGAUGCCGACCUGUCGAACUGCAACGCCGCGUUCUGCGGCGGCACUCGCGUGUACCGCACGGUCCAGCUGUACCGGUUCUUCGACCUGUCUAGAGUGGACGUCUCCAGCGAGGGCGGCGUGAAGAGGCAGCUGGACAGCGACUUCGUGGAGAGCAUCAAGCUGCUGGAGGUCACGCCGCCGGAUGACCUGCGCCUGUUCGAGAUUUACCCGCUGCUCCGGCGCAUCAUGAUACUCAUAGAAGGCUUCCUCGGCCAUGUCAGCGCCAGCCAGCGGUUCGAGGGCAGCCUGGCGCAUGGCCGCGGGCUGUCGCUACCGGACCCGUCGCUGUACCUGGUUCUGGACGAGCUGUACGACAAGGUGUCCGGCAACAGCAUAAAUCGCGAUCGGCUGCUGACCGGCCUCGCAACGCUGGUAGCAGCUGGUGGCGGCGGUUUGGACAGCGUGCUGCUGAGCGCGAGCACGUUCGCGAACCUUAUGGUACCCGUGAUCGCCAAUUCGUUCGACAAAUACGGCGGCGACAUCCUGGAAAGCGCUUUGGCGACGCUCACCUUCGGCGCCCUGCAGCGACUGUCUGCGCUGUUUCUUCUGAUGGUGGUGGUGGACCAGAGCGCCGGCAGCGCCUCCGCUCGGAGCAGGGGCCGCGGAGAGCCGCUGUUGUCCCUGUCUGGUGACGAGGCGUCGAACGACAACAUGUUCCGUCUGCAGUUUUUGUGCAACGAGACGUUGCUCAAGCCGUUGGUGACCAAGGUGACCGACCACCACCUGGCUGUCUGCUGGAACGAGGACAUAGUGUCGCCCGUCUUGAGCAUGCUUCAGUAUACGUUCGUCGCCUGCGGCAAGGUCGUCGCUAGGAGCGAGCCGCUGGCCGACCUCGUCAUCGCUACCACCAAGGGGGUCCUGAUGAAGGUGCCCGAAGACUGCUCUCCGUCUCGGGCCACUUUGGACCUGAUAUUGGGGUUCGGCCAUCAGCUGCUGGGCAUGUUUUACCAGGGCCUGGAGCUCGUGAACGUCGCGCUGUGGUACCACUUCGAGUCGCGGCUGUCGCAUGUGUUGAAGCUGCAGCAGCAGCAGGCCCCUAUGAACAAGAACGGUUCGCCGACUGUCACGCCUGCUGACCUGCAUGCUCAAAUGGCUGCGGGCGCUAUUAACGGCUCAAUGCGUCUUCCGUCGUCAGCUGAUAACUCGCCCUACCGGCCACUCGGCCGCAGCCUCAACACGCUGCUGAGUGAGGGCGAGCUGAAGAGCACGCUGCUCGCAUUCCUGGCGUCGCUCGACUACUACUCGCGCCACCAAGACGACCUCUUCGACGUGCUGUUCGGCAAUUACACCCGGAAGGCUGACGUCGAGCUGCUGGAUUGCCUGUCCCGCCUGUUCGUGCAUUACACUUGCCUCGUGCAGCUCGGCGACGCCGUGGCGUACAUCACCCAGCGGUCACCCAACGCUGAGGUCGGAGAUCUCGUGAAGCAGGCCAUAUCGAUGUUGUGGUCCACGCUGUGCUCCCUGGGGAGCAGGGUCUCCUUCAACGCGCUGCGUGCCUGCUUCUACUACCUGGGCAGCAGCCUCCACUCCUGCAACGUGGCGGCCCAAAUUUGCUGCUUCAACGCCAUAUCGCACAGCCAGGCGGAUAUCCGCCAGUGGCUGAACCUGCCGAGGGACACGUACGUGUUUCAGGUGGAGAUGUUGAGGGCGCUUUUGCGCAACGCCUCCAGCGCGUGCUGCACGUGUAUAUCGUACGGCGCCAGCAAGACUCGGCGUUUCGGCGGCCAGUACCUGAGCAUACCAUCCUCUUUCGUGAGCCGGUGGUUCAUCGCUGAGAUCGUGAACUACGACGUAUCAGAAAACCGAGGCUUGGUUGACGCUUUCGUCGAGUGGUGCAACAGCGCGCGGCCUGAGGAAUACAUGCUAUGCCGGUUCCUCUGCCGUGUACUAGCGAGGCUGUGCGCGGAGGACAAUGCAGUUAUCGAUGGCGGCCGCUAUAUUUUGGACGUGCUAUUGGGAAUAUGCAUGCACAGAGACAGCGCGUCAGUAGGUCUGAAGAGUGUGAUGCAGCCGUUGUCUCGUGGCCGCCUUAACGCCUUCAAGUGCCUCGGCGUGCUGCUCAGCACCGGCGUGUUCACAGACUGGGUUUUGCGGCACGUGCUACUGCCCUGUACCUGCGCAUUCACGCAACAGGUGGGGGAGUACGUGUCGCAGUUUCUGGGUUCGUCCGAUCCGGCGGACCGAGUGUCAUCUGGCUGCUACUUUGCGAGUCAGGGUUCCGUUUGCAAGUGUCUGGAUGCGCCAAUAGUGUCGCAUUCCGUGGGUCUGCUGCAGUACCUGGAGUUGGUUUCGUCAUUGCCGUUGGACAAGCGCGAUCCCAACGGCAAGGACGAGGCUUCACGGAUCGUGCCCCACGUGUUCGGUGUGCUGUGCGGCCUGCUGCGCAAGCUGGCCGCGUUGCUAAACACGCACCAGGAUCGCGCCGAUGUGAACUCGCGUUAUGCGUUGUUCGUCCUCUCCGCACGUCUGACCGGCGUGCUGGUGCGCAGCGGGCAGUUCGGCCGAAAGGACGCGGAGGUGAUUGCGCUGCUGAAGCUAUACGCGUUGCUCGGCAACCCUCGCAUAUGCGUGGUGGAGGAGGUGGAUCUCUACCUCUCCCUCAUUCUGGAGGCGCUGUGCACCUUCCAUGCCAUCUUCGACCACGUCCCCGUCAAGGAGCAGCUGCUCAAGUUGCACCGUGGCUUCCUGGCGCUGCUGUUGUCUAAGAUAGAGGUCCAUCCCAAAUUCCUCUUACGCCACGAGCUAUACAGCGGAGUGCCGCGGCCGAUGUUCGACCAGCUCUGCGGCUCCUUCGCCAACAUGUUGCGCAUGGCGUCCUCGAUGGGCCACUACCUGGGCGCGCUGUACAGUUUCCGGAUCUGGAGCGUGCUCAGGCGUUACGGCGUCGAUUGCGCAGAUGUGAAGAAGGAGUACGCCGAGCAAGCGCUGAACGACCAGGACGUCCCUGCGGAGGCGCGCAUCACCUUCAACACUGCGUUCAUGGUUUCGUGCCGGACGCCCGCCAUCACCAGCGCCGCGGUCCCGUGCAGCGUUCGCGCCUUGGUUGAGCAGGGGAGCGCCAUCGGGUUGUACAGUAAAUCGUAG
Messenger RNA from Babesia bigemina, 3189 nucleotides. RefSeq lists its product as hypothetical. Bases 1 to 3189 code for a protein of 1062 amino acids. Lineage: Eukaryota; Apicomplexa; Aconoidasida; Piroplasmida; Babesiidae. The transcript is spliced from 4 exons. The record is from RefSeq and is a predicted model, not a curated record.